Messenger RNA from Podospora bellae-mahoneyi, 2492 nucleotides. RefSeq lists its product as uncharacterized. Gene Ontology annotation, molecular function: N6-methyladenosine-containing RNA reader activity; mRNA binding. The transcript is spliced from 3 exons. The coding region runs from base 596 to 2299 and encodes 567 amino acids. Gene Ontology annotation, biological process: mRNA splicing, via spliceosome; regulation of mRNA splicing, via spliceosome. The record is from RefSeq and is a predicted model, not a curated record. Lineage: Eukaryota; Fungi; Ascomycota; Sordariomycetes; Sordariales; Podosporaceae. Gene Ontology annotation, cellular component: nucleoplasm.
UGAUCUAUUGGACACUGACUCAGUUGCUGUCCCGAGCUGCAGCUCAUCGGACUCGUACAGCAGCAUAGGUAUCCAUCACAACACCUUACCUACCUGAUGAAGUUUCCCCGCAUCUCUCUGCGCCUUCCACUCAGCUUCCAUCCAAACUUCACUUUUAUUGUGGCGGAAAAGGAAAGCAGACAGAGCUCCCGCCUGCGUCCCGGAUUGCUCCUCCCAGUUGAACCCAAUCUGUCAUAACCAGUGCUUGGCUUUGCCAAUGACUGGAAGUAGCGCCCCACUCUGCGAAAGUUCAAGAAUUUGAACCUCGAGUUGGGUUCCCUGAACACUCUCUGCCCACGCUUGACUCACAUCCGAUGCCAACUCACGGUCUCUUGAUAUCUCAGCAGUUUUACAGCACAUCGUCUACAGUUCUAACCGUAUUCGACAGCGCUGGUCGGCGAAAGCAGCAAAACACAGACUUGGGCACCAUAUCGUCGGUAAUCCUCAGUCAUCUCAAUAUCACGGUCCCAUCUUCACGUGCUGAUCUUGCGCAGUAGUAGCUGCCCCUAUUUCGACAUAUAACAUAUCGAAUCAAGGAAGUCGAUAUUCAGUCGAAAUGCCAGGCCAACUGGCUGAUCUGAGCAGCCUGGAUGCUCGCUCCGCUGCGCUGAGAGAGAAACUCAGUCGAAGUCGCCGCCAGAACAGCACGACCAUUUCUAAAGAGUCGAGCAAGGUGUCGUUAGGUGCGACUGAUGACGAUAUUCAGGACUUGAUCACCUCGAUACGGGUUACAUCUGGAGUCAACGAUGAUAACCCACAGCCCUCGUCGUCGUCGUCCGAUGCCUUGUCAAGAAACCAUCAGGCCCAUGCUGCUAACUCAACCAAGUACACCUCACAAGAGGAGGUCUAUACGAACACUUCACAGCCCCUUUCAUUCAUGAAUGCCGUGACGAGCAACCAUCAUGGGCUACCACACUGUCAAGAGACACUGGUCACACGGACAACGUCUUCCACCGGCUCACAGCCACACACAGGCAAUGUAGAAGUCUCAUCGUCAGCUUCCCACGCGAUACAAGAGCUACUCGAGCUUGCUCCCGACAUCAAAGACUGGCUUGAAAUGACCGAGUACCACAACACAGAGGUUCGCACAGUAAAGUUGGACCGUUUUCGGCGCUUAAGAGACCUCGCGGCCAAGAAAAAGAGACUCGAGGAGGAGGAACGAAAGCUUUUGGAAGAAGCUGAGAAUGAUUCCUGGCCACGGCAACCUCAGAACAAGGCCACACCCGCGCCUUUGGUUACUCGCGUACAGAGUGUCUCAGAGACGAGACAAAGCUUACCUACUCCCAUCACCCCCAACAAACCCGAGCCUGAGGGCAAAGAAAUUACUAGCGCAAUGUUUCUGACUUCAGGCAUCAUGCACACGGCGACAAAGAGAGCGCACCCUGAGGAAGGGGCUGACACGCAAGGAAGAGAUAAGCUUCCUCGAACUAACCACCAAGAUGUCCAGAGAGAAGACAACAACCCAGUGGAUGAGAGCAGACGCCUAGAGCUCGCGGACAGUCGUUCUAGCCACCCUCGGCAGGAUUUUGGGCGCCCGCCCCCCUGCUGGCAUAACUACAAGGAGCCGUCCAACUUCCAGCGUUCUCGGAGCCCGCCGAGAGGUCCUUCAUUCCGUCGGGAAUAUGGUGAUGACCGGCCUCAGUCGAGGUAUGAUAGCUACAAAGGACGUCGGGAUUCGGCUCAUCAUGACAGAGAGAACGGAAGAUCACGACGUCUAGACUUUGGACGUCGAGGUGAUACUCGAUUCUUCAUCGUCAAGUCUUUUAAUGAGCAGAAUGUCGAACAGUGUAUGGAAGAUAAUAUUUGGACAACGCAGGCCAAAAACAGCUCGACAUUUACCGAGGCCUUCAACCAGUGUAGGAACGUUAUCCUGUUCUUUUCGAUCAACCAGUCUGGCCACUUUCAAGGCUACGCCCGGAUGACAACCGCACCGUCGUCGAAGAUCCCACGGCCCUGUUGGAUGAAGAGCCUGCCCUGGGGCACCAGCGAGCCGUUCAGACUGGAAUGGUUGAGCACCACACCCCUCGAGUUCCGAAGAGUCCGUCGAGUUACAAAUCCGCUCAAUGAGGGCUUGCCGGUUUUUGUGGGCAAAGACGGACAGGAAAUCGAAACCAGCGUUGGACAGGAACUGUUGAAUGAGAUGGAUUUGGAGCGGGAGCGGAGGUGGGACGAAGAUCACCGCGGUAGGUUGGUAUCGGACUACCAGAGGGAUGAGGAUUAUCACCAUGGGACUAUGGUGAAGCGCGAGUCGUCCACUUAGAGAAAGAGGGCAAUUUCGGAUGCGGUAGAGGUGUGGAAAAGCUUGUACACAUAGUUUGGGGGGAAACAACAGCGCUGAUUUAUACAAGGUGUUGGUUUAUGUGAGGCAGAACAUUGUGUUUAUCGGGAUAUCAAAAAACCCUUCUAAAGUGCCACAACUGCCCUCCCUGUAAAAUGAUCAAGUUGGAGACUUU